Messenger RNA from Pectinophora gossypiella (pink bollworm), 4759 nucleotides. It is a transcript of the gene Prestin, whose product is annotated as solute carrier family 26 member 6. The record is from RefSeq and is a predicted model, not a curated record. Lineage: Eukaryota; Metazoa; Arthropoda; Insecta; Lepidoptera; Gelechiidae. Gene Ontology annotation, molecular function: sulfate transmembrane transporter activity; chloride transmembrane transporter activity; oxalate transmembrane transporter activity. The transcript is spliced from 18 exons. Gene Ontology annotation, biological process: transmembrane transport. Gene Ontology annotation, cellular component: membrane. Bases 299 to 2410 code for a protein of 703 amino acids.
AUUCAUUCCCAGUGUUCAUUGACAGUGGCCGUGCUCGAGGUUAUGUUGUCAUAAUUGUUUGCGAAUUUACGAAACAUUAUCGAGGGCAUUAGAGGACGUAGUUCCAACGCGUUUAGAAUAAAAUAUACGCGAGUGUAUUAUAUUGUGAAUACGUGACAGAAACUUUACCUUACAAGUUCGUUUUUUAACAACGCCACAUAAUAGCUGUAAAAUAUAAGAUGGUUAUAAUAAGUGGAGUAUUGUGAUAGAAUGUUAGUUUACUUAUAAGUUUGCAAGUUAGCAUGCUAGUGACUCCAAGAUGAGAGAAGGCAGUGACGAGAAGAAAGAUUGGGAGAAGGAAAAACUCAACAAUGGCUGGAGUGUUCCUAAGUCACACUCCAGCACACAGUUCAACGUGGUGCGAAGGGUCUACCUUCAGGACACGCUCAACAGGGAUGCAGAUUACCAGCAGCCUAAGAAACCUCUAAGUCACCAGUUGCUGAAACUGAUGAGGAUAUGCGGGUACCAGGACUGCCUGUGCAACUCGUGUCCUAUAAUCAAAUGGCUGCCCAAGUACAAGUACAAGGAGGCGCUGGUGAGCGACCUCAUAGCUGGAGCCACCACCGCUGUCAUGCACAUACCGCAAGGCAUGGCGUAUGCCUUGUUAGCCGAAGUGCCAGCAAUAGUGGGUCUGUAUAUGGCGUUCUUCCCAGUCCUGAUCUACGUGCUCCUGGGGACCUCCCCCCACAUAUCGAUGGGGACCUUCGCAGUCGCCUGCCUUAUGGCAGGGAAGGUAGUUACGCAAUGGACAGCGCCUAUUGUAAAUGCCUCCCUUAAUGCAACAAUAGCACAGAACGCAACGACCGCCGUUGCAAGUGCAUAUUCACCUAUGCAGAUAGUAAGUGUUGUUUGUUUCACCGUGGGGCUGUUUCAAAUGAUAAUGUGGGCGCUCCGGCUGGGCGCAGUAUCUACGCUGCUGUCAGAACCUCUUGUCUCUGGGUUCACCACCGCCGCUUCCUUCCAGGUGUUGGCUUCCCAGUUGAAGGACCUCUUCGGGAUACAUUUACCUAAGCACUCCGGGAACUAUAAAGUUAUCCAAACGUUAUAUGACUUAGCAACGAUGAUAACGAAGACCAACAUCGCGGCGCUAGUUAUAUCGAUAUUUACCUGCUUAGUAGUAACAAUAAACAACGAGAUACUUAAGCCUAAAGUAGCCAAGAGGAGUCGGGUGCCCAUACCAAUAGAGUUGCUGGCAGUGGUCACUGGAACGCUGGUGUCCAAAUACGCCAAGUUGGAUGAAUUGUUCAACAUCGUUCUCGUUGGUUCCAUACCUACUGGGCUGCCCAUCCCGGAAGUGCCACCCGUAGAGAUGAUUCCCUCAGUAGCCCUGGAUGCGUUCACCAUCACCAUGGUUACGUACACCAUAUCCAUGUCCAUGGCGUUCAUCUUCGCGUCCCGGGAGAAGUACGAAGUGGAUGGUAACCAGGAACUCUUGGCGUUGGGUGCCAGUAACCUGUUCGCGUCAUUCUUCGGCUGCAUUCCCUUCUGCGCCAGUUUGUCCCGGUCCUACAUACAGUACCAGGCCGGGGCAAAAACACAACUGACGUCAUUCGUGAGCGCGAUGCUGAUCCUGUGCGUGCUGCUGUGGAUCGGACCCUUCUUCGAGAACCUUCCGCGCAGCGUGCUCGCCUCCAUCAUUGUCGUCUCGCUCAAGGGCAUGUUCAUGCAGGUCAAGGAACUCUCCAAGUUCUGGAAGCUAAGUAAACUGGACGCGCUGGUGUGGCUGGUGACCUUCCUGACCACACUGCUCAUCAAUAUUGAUAUCGGACUUGGAGCUGGUCUCCUGGCGAGCGUGGGCACCCUGUUCAGCCGGUCUCAGCGGCCGUACACCUGCCUGCUCGGCCGCGUGCUCAACACCGACAUCUAUCUGGACAUCAAGCGGUAUCGAGCGGCAGAAGAAAUCCCCGGAGUGAAGAUCUUCCACUACUGCGGUGGUCUGAACUUCGCGACCAAACACAUGUUCCAGGAGAUCCUGUUCCGGAAGGUGGGCUACAAGAAGCCCGUGCAGCCAGAAACUGACGAGGACAACAACAUGGACGCCGCCAAGAGUGACUCGUACGAGUGGGAUCCCACUAUUGCCAACAGAGUACAUUGCGUGAUCAUCGACGCAACGGCUCUCUCGUACGUGGACGGACCGGGGAUCAAGACGCUGGUGGCCGCGCAGAAAGAACUCGACAACAACGAUAUAUUAGUAUUAAUGGCUGGGGCUAACGGCCCUGUACUAGAAAUGAUCGACCGGUAUAACUCUCUGGAGCCAGAAGAGUUACAUCUAGUCACAUUCCCUACCGUCCAUGAUGCUGUGGUCUACUACAAGAUCCUUGAGUCCAAAAAACCAUUAAUAACACCGGUUGGAGUCACUAUUACAUCCUAAAUAUUCUAUAUAUUUAUUUAUUUACAAAACUGCGAACAAAAUUGACCAAAACACAAUAAGUUGACAUAACGAAGAAAGCAAAUAGUAGAAAUGAUUUGCAUUAAUUGGCAACACUGACAAUUAUGCAAAAAAUUGUUGCCACAACCGAAAAAACUUGUACCACUUACUAUUUUCCAGUUAAUCUAGUAGUACUCGUAUGACGGGAAUGUAAUAAUGUGAUUUAAUUAAGUAAACUACACUGACACCGGUGGGCUACAAGCUUUGAUUAGAAACAAUGCACCUGGGUAGAUAUUCAAACACCGGAAGUUAAUAUAAUUACCGUUAGCGCAAAAAUAUCUUAAAAUAUAUGUUGUUUUUCAAAUAUCCAGUUAGAACUUGCGUAAUUUGGAGGCAUAGUCACACAUUCUAACUGGAUUGCAAAACGGCAAAAGAUUCUAAAAUAUUUUUGCGUUUACGGAUAUGAUAUUGACUUCCGGUGUCCGAAGUACCCGCCUGCGCAACCUCAUCAACCUUAAAGCUAGUGAUUCAUUACAUUUGAGCUGGGCUCCUAAGUUAAGAGAAAAUAUUUUUGCUACUAAGACAAUUUUAUACAAGCUUACAAGGCCCCAUUGAAUCAAUUCACCAAAAAAAAACAAUAUUGCUAUUUGACAUUGUAUUAGUUCGAUGUCGCCUAGAUUUUUUGAGGUUUGUAGAUGGAAAAAUGUAGAUAAUUUGUAAUUUAUAAUCAGAAUAUCGACGAUACAUUCUUAUUUACAGACUGUUGAAGAAGAUUCGGAUAGUGAGAACAUUAAACAGAUCUUUUGAACUGGAUUGAAAUUAUGUCUUAUAACUAGUAUGGCCGACGAGAAGAAUCAAGAUUAUUUCUUUAUCGCGACUGUGAUGUAUUUUUUAUAAAUAAUUAUUUGUCAUCAAUUCCUAUCACCUAUAAAACAAAAUGAAAAAGCUACAAAUAAUAAAUAAAAUAAGAUACAUAUUCACAUUGAAGUAAUAGUUGCCGACAGUGUAGCAACUUUUGACAGUUUUCCGCUUGUCCUAAAAUUAAAAAAAAACUAUUACUUUCUGACAAUCCCAGUAGUUAAUUUAGUAUUCCCCUAUUACGUAAUAUUUGUUCUAAUAUUUUGAUCAAAGAAGAAUUAUAAGUUACUUCUUUAUACAAAUUUGUUCUCGAAUUUACCAAGAAUUGUAUUUAUUUUCUUUUUUAAAAGUGUUUAUGUAGGUAUGUCGGAAUCUUGGAAUCGGAACUAAUUAUGAAGAAUAACGAUUUUGGUGAUAGCAACUAUUACAUUGAACCAGUUCGGUUAUUAAAACGCUCGCAUCUCUAUUUUAACCGACUUCAAAAAAGAAGGAGGUUAUCAUUUUUUCAUAGGUCAUCUCAUCACACAGAUUGCAACGGUUUUGCUUCACUGAAUAAUAGCCGUUUAUCUAGACGGUAUACUUAAGUGCCCAGUUCGCCUUUUAUCAAAAUUAUUCUUUACACCUUAAAAUUCUUGAGGUAGGAUGUGUUACCCGCACGCAGUCUUAACACAAACUGCAAAGCAAAUGUGUUAAAAAUAUAAUUUAUCUAGGCUAACUUUCUAUUUUCGAGACUAUGUCAGCAGCAUUUCAAAUGUAAUUAAUAAAAUGUUUAUUUUUUUAUGCUUAUAUAUAUAAAUUUUUCAAAAACUGUUACAUGUGAUAUGCUGUCGACUGUAUGUUUGUGACGGUUCAAGGCAAAAGGUACCACUUUAUUUCGCUCGCUAGAUAACUGGCAACACCGAUUUGCAUAUUUCUGAAUUAUCGUCACAAAAUAUCUAAAUAUGUAGGAAAAAGGUUUAUUGGGUCACAUCAUUGAUUAAGGUCUACAAAACCUACAGGAUCUCCUUCAGGAGACAGGAUUAAACAUAAUUAAUUGAGUGUCCCUUCAUCUGCUGCAACUUCAGUCAUUUAAGUAAAUAUCCCAAUAAUCCUCUCUCCUAUAGAUAUAAUUUAAGAUUAAUAAUCAUAAGAAAUAAUAUGUAAAUUAGGUCCCAGAACAAACAAUAAAAAAUACAGGGUAAUGUGGUGGGAAACUGAAGAUUUGCAAAAUGGCCGGAUGUUUUCCUAUUGCGCGUAAAAUUCUACCAAAAUUGUGAAAUGUGAUACUUUUUGCCCAAAAUCGCCGCAGUUAUAUUUUGAAUAUUCUGAAAGUGAGAUAUUUAAAUACAUAGUACUUAUUUUAAUAAAUAAAUGUUGUCAUAAUGGUGUACAACUGUAGUGUCAUACUGUAAGUAGCAAAUGUAGGUUAGACGUAAAAUAACUUGUGAUAUUUUGUACCUAAAGAAUAUGUACGUUUGUACUUAUUAAGUACUUAUUAAAAUGUUGAAUAUUAAA